AUAUAUAAGACUGAUAUCGUCCUCCGAAUUCCCUCCACGUCCAUUUAUCAGCAGCCGCGAGCGUUGGCAGCAGAAGGAGAAAUUCUUUGUGCAGCUGAAGAUGGGUCACUCCAACGUGUGGAAUUCCCACCCUAAGAACUACGGUCCUGGUUCUCGCACCUGCCGGGUGUGUGGUAACCCUCAUGGGUUGAUUAGGAAGUAUGGGCUUAUGUGUUGCCGCCAGUGCUUCCGAAGCAACGCCAAGGAAAUUGGCUUCAUUAAGUACCGCUGAAGGCUGUGGGGACAUAUCUCAUCGCAUUUGGAGGAAUUUUAAGGCGUUGUGAUUUUUGGCUUUUUGACAUUUAGCAAUGUAGUUUGAUAGUUUGAUUAAGAACUGUUGCUUUACGGUCUGUCCUGAACUCAGAAUCUUCUUAUGUGAAGAGCUAUCUAAUUUCUGCAUAGAAUGUUUGUUGAGUCUUCGGUAUUCUAUAAAUGAAAAGAUUUUAAUUUACUGAAA
This is a messenger RNA of Prosopis cineraria, 496 nucleotides long. RefSeq names its product 40S ribosomal protein S29. NCBI's taxonomy places the organism in Eukaryota, Viridiplantae, Streptophyta, Magnoliopsida, Fabales, Fabaceae. Gene Ontology annotation, molecular function: structural constituent of ribosome; zinc ion binding. Gene Ontology annotation, cellular component: cytosolic small ribosomal subunit; ribosome. The coding region runs from base 101 to 271 and encodes 56 amino acids. The record is from RefSeq and is a predicted model, not a curated record. The transcript is spliced from 3 exons. Gene Ontology annotation, biological process: translation.